AUGGUCGGCGACACAGAAAACUUCACCUCCAAUGGAGCUUAUGGUUUGGGUAUGCUGGUGGGAGAUGGCCAAGGGUACCGUUGUGCUGCUAAAUUGGUUGUAAAGCCUGGUUUUAAUGAUCCUCAGGUUGGGGAGGCUCUUUGCUUUAGGGAGGCUUUAAGUUGGUUUAAGUCCAUGCAUUUCUUUCCAAAUCAUGUGGGGACAGAUUCUCAAGUUGUGGUUCAUGCUUCGAAUUCUCGUCAUGAUUUUUCCUCUUAUUUCUCUAUGGUUAUUAAGGAUUGCAAAGCUCUUUUGCAAGACCUUCGGUUCGUGUCAUAUGCAUUUGUUAGAAAAUCAGUGAAUCAAGUGGCUUAUGCAAUUACUAGAGCGGCUAAUUCUGUGUGA
This is a messenger RNA of Jatropha curcas, 384 nucleotides long. RefSeq lists its product as uncharacterized. The record is from RefSeq and is a predicted model, not a curated record. NCBI's taxonomy places the organism in Eukaryota, Viridiplantae, Streptophyta, Magnoliopsida, Malpighiales, Euphorbiaceae. Gene Ontology annotation, molecular function: nucleic acid binding; RNA-DNA hybrid ribonuclease activity.